CGCGCGUUGCUCUUCCGCUCACUAAGUUUGGCCUCUGCAGCAGCCGUCGCUCGCAGGCGCGGAGGUAUCUGGGAAAAGGCCGCUUUCUCGCACGGACCCCCGCAGUUUGUGUCUGCCGCGGAGUGCUGCAGAUUGGAUUGGCAACCACUUUCAACUUUUGGGGGCAGCUGUUUCGUUUAGUUGAUAGUUUUAUGAUGAUCUGAAGAUAUUUCCUGGAUGUUGACUGUAAUUUUUCAAAAGCACCGUGUGGCAAAAGCACUGUAUGGCAUUUGUUGAAAAAUGUUUGGGAGAUUGACUCUUCCACAACUGCUUUUUGCUAGCAUCCUUGGAAUUGCUGGAGGGAUGUAUAUUUAUCAACCAAUAUUUGAACAAUAUUACCGAGAUCAGAUGGAAUUAAAAGAAAAGUUGAAAUUGGCACAAGAAUCAGAAGAGAAGAAAAGUUAAUACUACAUGGAGUUAAACUGUAAUUGUUUAAAGUUCUAUUGAAAUUAUGCGUUGAGUAUAAAUAAUCUAGUAAAAAGUUCUCAAGUAUAUUUUAAACGCAAAUCAUAGGUAAUGAUUUUAAAACAAGCACUGUCAAUUUCAGUGUUUAAUUUUGUCAUUUUGAAAAACUAAAAUAAAUGUCUAAAGAAUU
Molecule: messenger RNA, 634 nt
Organism: Lutra lutra (Eurasian river otter)
Lineage: Eukaryota; Metazoa; Chordata; Mammalia; Carnivora; Mustelidae
Gene: PIGBOS1
Product: PIGB opposite strand 1
Exons: 4
Coding region: 280-444 (54 amino acids)
Source: RefSeq, a predicted model, not a curated record